CCAGAAACAAGUGCCUCUUGAAAAGCGAAGUUUAGAUAAUUGCUGGACGUGUUUUUGACUGAGAGAAAAAACGGCUGAAAUCAAACGUUUUUGAGAAGAGAAAGAUAGAUUUAGAUUCUCUUUAAGAUACUUUAAAUCAUACAAACCGUAACAGUAUCAUCUGGUGUUAUCUUGCACAGCAAAGACUGAUAUCUUAUACAGCAUAAGAAGAUCUGUAAAGUUGAAUACUUCACAAUUGGUUCAUACUGUUAGAUUAUCUUAUCAUUCAUAGGAAUUGCGGAUUUUCACCAAUUUGUAUCCAUUUCAUACAAGCUCAAUCAUACCAUCAUAAAUCAUAACAAUGCCGCCUAAAGCAGACUGGGACAAGUACGUCGCGCCAAUUGAUGACGACGAAAAGAAUCAGGAGAAGAUCGUUCCCCUUUCGGAGGGAGACAUCCAAGUUCUCAAGACAUACGGAGCAGCUCCAUAUGGAGCGCAAUUGAAGCAGAUCGAAAAGGACUUGAAAGACAUCGAAGAAAGAAUCAAGGAAAAUAUCGGUAUUAAGGAGUCCGAUACGGGGUUGGCUCCUCCACACUUGUGGGAUGUCAUGGGAGACAAGCAGAGAAUGUCUGAAGAACAAUCACUUCAAGUCGCUCGUUGCACAAAGAUCAUUGAAGCUACGACACCUGCUCAGGCUGGUGCCAUCCAGAACGCAGACAACAAAUCCAAGUACGUGAUAAACAUCAAACAGAUUGCCAAAUUCGUCGUGGGAUUGGGAGAAAGAGUCUCUCCAACGGAUAUAGAAGAAGGCAUGCGUGUAGGUGUAGACAGACAGAAGUAUGAAAUCCAGUUACCUUUGCCACCACGGAUUGAUCCUUCAGUCACAAUGAUGACUGUAGAAGAGAAGCCUGAUGUCACCUAUUCAGACGUUGGAGGCUGUAAAGAGCAGAUCGAAAAGUUGAGAGAAGUGGUAGAGUUGCCCUUGUUAUCGCCAGAAAGAUUCGUCAAGCUCGGAAUUGAUCCUCCAAAGGGUAUCUUGCUUUAUGGACCUCCCGGAACUGGUAAGACAUUAUGUGCACGUGCUGUAGCUAACAGAACUGAUGCCACUUUCAUCAGAGUUAUUGGGUCUGAAUUGGUGCAGAAGUACGUUGGUGAAGGAGCCAGAAUGGUGAGGGAGUUGUUUGAGAUGGCCAGAACCAAAAAGGCAUGUAUCAUCUUCUUCGAUGAAGUUGAUGCUAUUGGAGGAGCUCGUUUCGACGAUGGUGCUGGUGGAGACAAUGAAGUACAAAGAACCAUGUUGGAGUUGAUCACACAAUUGGAUGGGUUUGACCCUCGAGGCAAUAUCAAGGUGAUGUUUGCCACCAACAGACCCAACACAUUGGACCCAGCCUUAUUGAGACCGGGAAGAAUUGACAGAAAGGUGGAAUUCUCAUUGCCUGACUUGGAAGGACGUGCCAACAUCUUUAGAAUCCACUCCAAGACGAUGAGCUGUGAAAAGGACAUCAGAUGGGAGUUGAUCUCAAGAUUGUGCCCCAAUGCCACCGGAGCUGAGUUGAGGUCGGUGUGUACAGAAGCCGGUAUGUUUGCUAUUAGAGCCAGAAGAAAGGUUGCCAACGAAAAGGACUUCUUGAAGGCUGUUGACAAAGUCAUCAAGGGUAACUUGAAAUUCAGCUCUACAAGUCAGUACAUGCAAUACAACUAGUCCGCUAGAUUGGCACUGUUUACGGUGUUAUACAUUAAUGCAAAAAUAAG
Molecule: messenger RNA, 1731 nt
Organism: Scheffersomyces stipitis CBS 6054
Lineage: Eukaryota; Fungi; Ascomycota; Pichiomycetes; Serinales; Debaryomycetaceae
Gene: RPT1
Product: proteasome regulatory particle base subunit
Exons: 1
Coding region: 341-1681 (446 amino acids)
Biological process (GO): proteasome-mediated ubiquitin-dependent protein catabolic process
Cellular component (GO): proteasome regulatory particle, base subcomplex
Molecular function (GO): ATP hydrolysis activity; ATP binding; proteasome-activating activity
Source: RefSeq, a predicted model, not a curated record